UCUUUGUCUCUGUCGUCUUUUUCUCGUCAUACAUUGUUCCUUAUUCCGAGGUUGAGCGUAUUUCUCGUCUCUCCAACUUCUCUUCUUCGCCCCAAGAACAAGCGUCAGCAGCUUCUUCUGCAUCUACGCAGCCUCCCAUUUACCCACCUCUGUUCUUCGUGGAAGUGGAGUUGCCGUUGAUUGGGUUAACCGUAUAUUAGCCUGCGGGCAUCGACGAGAAUCUCCAACGCAUACGGAGAGGCCUUUGUUCACCCUUUCCCGCCAGGUGCUGCGUUGCGUUUCUCUACGCUCUCGAGCCCGCCAUCGACAUCCGCCCACAGCCACCUACCUCCCAGCCUCAAGUCGCGCAGAGCGCCCAGCCCGACCAUCAUGUCUCGGUCGAACCCCCCCAAUAAUGCGUCGGCGUCGCGCAAAAUCUCCUUCAACGUCAGCGAGCAGUAUGACAUUCAGGAUGUUGUUGGUGAGGGAGCCUACGGAGUUGUUUGCUCUGCCAUUCACAAGCCGUCGGGACAAAAGGUUGCCAUCAAGAAGAUUACCCCCUUCGACCACUCCAUGUUCUGUCUGAGAACUCUGCGAGAGAUGAAGCUGCUGCGCUAUUUCAACCACGAAAACAUCAUCUCCAUCCUUGAUAUCCAGAAGCCCCGAAGCUACGAUAGCUUCAACGAGGUCUAUCUUAUUCAGGAACUCAUGGAGACGGACAUGCACAGAGUCAUUCGAACCCAGGACCUCUCCGACGACCACUGCCAGUACUUCAUCUACCAGACGCUGCGAGCGCUCAAGGCCAUGCACUCGGCAAACGUUCUGCACCGAGAUCUCAAGCCGUCCAACCUCUUGCUAAAUGCCAACUGUGAUCUGAAAGUCUGCGACUUCGGUCUGGCCCGAUCUGCUGCUUCCCAGGAGGACAACUCAGGCUUCAUGACGGAAUACGUUGCCACGAGAUGGUACCGUGCUCCCGAGAUCAUGCUGACCUUUAAGGAGUACACCAAGGCCAUUGACGUCUGGUCUGUGGGCUGCAUCCUGGCUGAGAUGCUCAGCGGAAAGCCUCUGUUCCCCGGAAAGGACUACCACCACCAGCUGACUCUGAUCCUUGAUGUGCUCGGCACACCGACCAUGGAGGACUACUAUGGCAUCAAGUCUCGACGAGCGAGAGAAUACAUCCGCUCGCUGCCCUUCAAGAAGAAGGUGCCAUUCCGCACCCUCUUCCCCAAGACUUCUGACUUGGCAUUGGACCUCUUGGAGAAACUGCUUGCGUUCAACCCCGUAAAGCGAAUCACGGUGGAGGAUGCUCUCAAGCACCCCUACCUCGAGCCAUAUCACGACCCUGAUGACGAGCCAACCGCGCCUCCGAUCCCGGAGGAGUUCUUCGAUUUCGACAAGCACAAAGAUACCCUGAGCAAGGAGCAGCUGAAGCAACUGAUUUACCAAGAGAUUAUGCGGUAAAAGAUUGAGCUCGUGUUUUCAGAGCUCGAUGAAGCACAUUGUUGGAGGAGAUUGUAGCCAUUUAUAAACAAGGUGAAGAAAAAUGGAAGAAUCUGUGGAGGAUAUAGAGCAAUGAGAUUGGCAAAGAAAGGAUAUUAGUCUUGGCCGGGCCAAGAUGAGCGGAUAGCAAAGCAAGGAGGAACGAGACGAGAUAUGAAACGAAUAAAUACACAGGCCUCGGAUGGCUCCUUUUUUUUCCUUUUCACUUUGGUC
Molecule: messenger RNA, 1692 nt
Organism: Trichoderma virens Gv29-8
Lineage: Eukaryota; Fungi; Ascomycota; Sordariomycetes; Hypocreales; Hypocreaceae
Gene: tmk1
Product: mitogen activated protein kinase tmk1
Exons: 5
Coding region: 370-1440 (356 amino acids)
Biological process (GO): intracellular signal transduction; protein phosphorylation
Cellular component (GO): nucleus; cytoplasm
Molecular function (GO): ATP binding; MAP kinase activity
Source: RefSeq, a predicted model, not a curated record